Molecule: messenger RNA, 2862 nt
Organism: Budorcas taxicolor (takin)
Lineage: Eukaryota; Metazoa; Chordata; Mammalia; Artiodactyla; Bovidae
Gene: LOXL3
Product: lysyl oxidase like 3
Exons: 16
Coding region: 80-2491 (803 amino acids)
Biological process (GO): peptidyl-lysine oxidation; inflammatory response
Cellular component (GO): membrane
Molecular function (GO): copper ion binding; protein-lysine 6-oxidase activity
Source: RefSeq, a predicted model, not a curated record
CAAGACUCUUCUCCCAGCCGCUAGGGUCCCCGUUCAGCCAAAGCUCCUCUCUCUCUGGGGCACCCAGGCCUUCCCUGCCAUGGGACCUGUCAGUGUUUGGCAGUGGAGCCUGUGGGGGCUGCUGCUGUGCCUGCUGUGCAGUUCGUGCCUGGGAUCUCCAACCCCAUCCACGGCACCUGAAAAGAGGGCCGGGAGCCAGGGGCUGCGGUUUCGGCUGGCUGGUUUCCCCAGGAAGCCAUUCGAGGGCCGCGUGGAGAUACAGCGGGCUGGUGAAUGGGGCACCAUCUGCGAUGAUGACUUCACGCUGCAGGCUGCUCAUGUCCUAUGCCGGGAGCUGGGCUUCACAGAGGCCACAGGCUGGACCCACAGUGCCAAAUAUGGCCCUGGAACAGGCCGCAUCUGGCUGGACAACCUGAGCUGCAGAGGGACUGAGCGGAGUGUGACUGAAUGUGCCUCCCGGGGUUGGGGGAACAGUGACUGUACCCACGAUGAGGACGCUGGGGUCAUCUGCAAGGACGAGCGCCUCCCUGGCUUCUCAGAUUCCAAUGUCAUUGAGGUAGAGCAUCACCUGCAAGUGGAGGAGGUGCGGCUUCGGCCAGCCGUUGGAAGGGGCAGACGGCCCCUGCCCGUGACUGAGGGACUGGUCGAAGUCAGGCUUCCGGAUGGCUGGUCGCAAGUGUGUGACAAAGGCUGGAGUGCGCACAACAGCCACGUGAUCUGCGGGAUGCUGGGCUUCCCGAGCGAAAAGCGGGUCAACGUGGCCUUCUACAGACUGUUCCUGACUCUGCUGUUGUCUUAUCCUCACAGAAAGUUGAGGAAGCGAGCGGCCAAAGCCUCGGCCCGACGCUCCAAACCCCUUGGAAGACCAGUCACCAAGCUUAAAGCCAAACCCAAAACCCGAAUGGGCAGGGGGCCAAUUAAGAGGCUGCUGGCCCAGCGGCAGCAACACUCCUUUGGUCUGCAUGGGGUGGCGUGCGUGGGCACGGAGGCCCAUCUCUCCCUCUGCUCUUUGGAGUUCUAUCGAGCCAAUGACACCACCAGGUGCCUGGGGGGGGCCCCUGCGGUGGUGAGCUGUGUGCCAAGCCCUCUCUACGCAGCGUCCAGUGGCCAGAAGAAGCAACAGUCGAAGCCUCAGGGGGAGGUCCGAGUGCGUCUAAAGGGCGGAGCCCACCCAGGAGAGGGCCGGGUAGAAGUCCUGAAGGCUGGCACGUGGGGUACGGUCUGUGAUCGCAAGUGGGACGUGCAAGCAGCCAGCGUGGUGUGUCGGGAGCUAGGCUUCGGGAGUGCUCGAGAGGCUCUGAGCGGUGCCCGCAUGGGGCAGGGCAUGGGUGCCAUCCACUUAAGUGAAGUUAGAUGCUCUGGACAGGAGCUCUCUCUCUGGAAGUGCCCCCACAAGAACAUCACAGCUGAAGACUGCUCCCAUAGCCAAGAUGCUGGCGUCCGAUGCAACCUGCCCUACACUGGGGUAGAGACCAAGAUCCGACUCAGUGGGGGCCGCAGCCGACAUGAAGGGCGAGUCGAGGUGCAAAUAGGGGGACCUGGGUCCUUCCGCUGGGGCCUCAUCUGUGGAGAUGACUGGGGAACCCUGGAGGCCAUGGUUGCCUGCAGGCAGCUUGGACUGGGCUAUGCCAACCACGGCCUGCAGGAGACCUGGUACUGGGAUUCAGGGAAUGUAACAGAGGUGGUGAUGAGUGGAGUGCGCUGCACAGGCACUGAGCUGUCCCUGGACCAAUGUGCUCACCAUGGCACCCAUGUCACCUGCAGGAGGACAGGAAGCCAUUUUACUGCUGGAGUCAUUUGUUCUGAAACCGCCUCAGACCUGCUGUUGCACUCCGCACUGGUGCAGGAGACGGCUUACAUCGAGGACCGGCCUCUGCACAUGUUGUACUGUGCCGCUGAGGAGAACUGCCUGGCCAGCUCAGCCCGCUCAGCCAACUGGCCUUACGGCCACCGGCGUCUGCUCAGAUUCUCCUCCCAGAUCCACAACCUGGGGCGUGCUGACUUCAGGCCCAAGGCUGGGCGCCACUCCUGGGUGUGGCAUGAAUGUCAUGGGCAUUAUCACAGUAUGGACAUCUUCACUCACUACGAUAUCCUGACCCCCAACGGCACCAAGGUGGCUGAGGGCCACAAAGCUAGUUUCUGUCUAGAAGACACCGAAUGUCAGGAGGAUGUCUCCAAGAGGUAUGAGUGUGCCAACUUUGGAGAGCAGGGCAUCACUGUGGGUUGCUGGGAUCUCUACCGGCAUGACAUCGACUGUCAAUGGAUUGACAUCACAGAUGUAAAACCAGGAAACUACAUUCUGCAGGUGGUCAUCAACCCCAAUUUUGAAGUAGCAGAGAGCGACUUCACCAACAACGCCAUGAAAUGUAACUGCAAAUAUGACGGGCACCGCAUCUGGGUGCACAACUGUCACACUGGGGAUGCCUUCAGUGAAGAGGCCAACAGGAGGUUUGAACGCUACCCUGGCCAGACUAGUAACCAGAUCAUCUAAGGUGCCACUACCUUCCUCUGCAGACCACCACUGGCCCCUAACGGCAGGGGUCUGAGGCUGCCAUUACCUCAGGAGCUCACCAAGGAAUCUUUGACGUCAGCAUGCCCACAGCACUCUUCCAUUGUGCACUGCAGAUGUGGAACCAUCAAGCAGAAAUCACUGCCCUCUUUCUUAGGCCAGCUGUCCUGAUCUGCUGCCAGGCACGGGGCAUUCUGCUCCCAGGCCCAGCACCAAGCCAAGCACAACACAGAGAGGCACACCUGACUGGCUGCCCAGGACAACCGACAACAGCAGCUCGUUUUCUUGAAUAGGGAGGUCAGAAUGGUUUAAUUCCAGCAUCUCCCCUCAGUUCUGGAAGAUAAAGCUUUACC